This is a messenger RNA of Aspergillus steynii IBT 23096, 1519 nucleotides long. RefSeq lists its product as uncharacterized. Bases 46 to 1350 code for a protein of 434 amino acids. The transcript is spliced from 2 exons. The record is from RefSeq and is a predicted model, not a curated record. Lineage: Eukaryota; Fungi; Ascomycota; Eurotiomycetes; Eurotiales; Aspergillaceae.
CAGACCCUUCUCCCAGUGACUUGUCUUUGUGGAAUCGAGAAGGGCAUGGAUGCAUACAGCAGACGCAAUGGCAUGUAUGUAUACGACGGACUCGAUUGCCGGCCGAUAUCCUAUAGCGAGCUUUGCGACGACCAGGCUUUCGAUCCAUCCAACAUCGGAGACGAUCCCAAAUUCUUGUCGUGGAUCCUGCCCGUCAGCAGUAGAGGAUCCCCCUUCAAGGGAAAGAGCUACGUGCUGGGCUUCGACUACGGCAGCAGGACUCUUUUCGUCCGCCAGUUUCACUGGAUCCCCGGCCGGAUCGAUGACAUCUGGUGCGUGUGGGACGAAGGCUUUACCGUGUACCGUCUCACCAUUCCCGACUUGAUCGAGGUUCUGGAUUCAGUACUCUCUGGCACGGCCGACGUGAGCCGAGGGAUCCUCAGCUACCACUCCCAUUGCAUGAUUCCCCGGAGCGGCGAUGACCCGGGCCUCGAGAUCGUCAUCACCAUUCUACUUUGUCAAUGGGUGGUCGACUUUGCGGCAGUGUUCUCCGGGAUGGACACGGCGGCAUGCGACCAAUUCACCAAGACUCUUACCACCUACAUGGAAGAUUGCCGGCUGAUUCUGCAGCGUGCCUCGUACCGGGCGUGGUUCGCCUCCCGCGAUGGCCAUACAAUGAGGGAUUACUCCCGCAAAGCGGCCAUCGAUAAAUACACCAAUGAUCUUUACACCUUCAGCCAGUCGGCUGAGAGCGGAAGUUUGAACGGCAAGUCAUGGCACGCACCCGGCCUUAACACAUGCAGUAUGCUCCGUCGCAGAGACCGGUAUGUGAGACGAGAGCGGGCAGAAUGGAAGCUGGAGGGCCUGUUCGCGCGUCGUGCAGCUGCUCUCCCUGCCGAGUCCUCGGAACAGGUCUUUGAGAAGAUGCUGGCACGAUUUGAAGAGGAUGCGCAACCUGCGUUUAAGUUGGAGCCUCCCCGGACACCUCCGCCACGUCCCUUGCAUGAUGCACAAGUCCCUCGUGAUUCGUCGGGCACGCAAUCCCCCGAAAUUGUCAGCGCGGCAGCCGAGCCUUUGUUCAUCGAAACCACGGACUUUCAGAAGAUCCCUCUCACUCUUCUUUUGGAACGCUUUCUUGAGCUGGUUGAGACUUACCCGGGAUUGGACACACCGGGCCACCGUCGCCGAUUUGGGGGCUUGCUGGCCGAAAUGGGGAUCGACAUUGAGCAGGCGAGUAUGGAGGACAACUCGACAGGCCUUUCAUUGGAGAAUCAGGCUGGCCGUUGGACCUACUCCGAAGCAGGCUCUUUUGGAGGCUCUCCCCGGGCGUUUGCUGGUCCUGGUCUUCUGCCGAGCCCUCUUCUUGACUAGUCGUUAGUAGUACUGGAUGGAUUCAUUUGGUUUAAUAUGUUUCCCGUCGGGGAAUAUGUUGAAUAUCCUGUCUUUUUGUUGCGGGCUUGCAGUUUUGUAUGUAUGUGUAGACGGAUGAUUUGACGGAUGGAUGAAUUGAAAUUAAUCAAAUGGGCGGAUUCGUUAAACA